Molecule: messenger RNA, 1254 nt
Organism: Calidris pugnax (ruff)
Lineage: Eukaryota; Metazoa; Chordata; Aves; Charadriiformes; Scolopacidae
Gene: UBR7
Product: ubiquitin protein ligase E3 component n-recognin 7 (putative)
Exons: 13
Coding region: 1-1161 (386 amino acids)
Cellular component (GO): cytoplasm
Molecular function (GO): ubiquitin protein ligase activity; zinc ion binding
Source: RefSeq, a predicted model, not a curated record
AUGAAGCUCUACACAGGUCACGUGAAGGAGCCCUUCUUGUGGGUCACCGGCUUCCGCCCUCGCGUCCACGUUGUUUUCGUCUUCAUCCCCCUCCUCUUCCUCCUCGUCUUCCUCAUCACCUGCCGGGGGGUAACCGGCCAGGGGAGAUUUCCCCACAGCCUCCCGCGCUGUGCGGCGCGUUUCGGUGAGGCAGGACAGCGUGCAAACGGGAACUUCCGCUGUGACUGUGGAAAUAGCAAGUUCAAAAAUCUGCAGUGCAAGUUACUCCCAGAAAAGAGCAAGGUGAAUUCAGGAAAUAAGUAUAAUGACAAUUUCUAUGGAUUAUACUGCACUUGUAAAAGACCUUAUCCUGAUCCUGAAGAUGAGAUUCCAGAUGAGAUGAUCCAAUGCAUAGUUUGUGAAGACUGGUUCCAUGGAAGGCAUCUUGGUGCUGUUCCCCCUGAAAGCGGAGACUUCCAUGAAAUGGUGUGCCAAGCCUGCAUGAAUCACUGCCACUUCCUGUGGGCCUAUGCGUCGCAAUUUGCAGUUCCUCCUUUGACCAAAGUGAACUCCCUUGAAGAUGAAGGGAUUGUCCUGAAGGUUGAGGAAAGUGAAGAGCAGAAAAAAGAAAUAAAAAAAGAAGGUGGAGUGGAACACGAAGAACAGAAGGAGGAAAAGCAAAUGGAACUGUUUAAUGAACCGUCCACUAGCUCGGGGUCUGCCUGUCCAGAGGUAGUUCCGAAGAGUGAGGGGCCAGUCUGCAAGCUGAAAGAACUUCAAAGCAAGCAAUUUUUAAAAAAAGAUACUGCCACCUUUUGGCCAUCAAACUGGAGAAGCAAGUUAUGCACCUGCGCAGACUGUUUGAAAAUGUAUUCAGAGCUUGAAGUCCAGUUCCUGACAGAUGAAUGUGACACUGUCUUGGCUUAUGAAAAUAAAGGUACAAGUGACCAAGAAACAGAGAGGAGAGAUCCUUUAAUGGACACCCUUAACAGCAUGAACAGAGUCCAGCAAGUAGAACUCAUCUGUGAAUACAACGAUUUGAAGACGGAACUGACCGACUAUCUCAGGAGAUUUGCAGACGAGGGAACGGUGGUUAAAAGAGAAGACAUUCAGCACUUCUUUGAAGAAUUUCAGUCACGGAAAAGGCAACGGACGAACAGGAUGCAGUACUACUGCAGUUAGACUGAGAGGGUGUUGGUCAGAAGGGAGAGCUGGGAAAACUACUCACUGGCAAACGGAAGAGACAUCUUCAGUAUUUGGCUUCUCAUCAAAAAU